GAGCGAGCGAGAGGAACGGGGAGGGGGGAGGAGGAGGGAAAAGCCGGGUGCGGCGCAUGCGCGGUGCGCUGCCCCAGGCCUGCCGCGGCCGCAGUCACUUCCUGCCCUUGCGCCCAUCCGGCUCCGGGGUCGCGUCGCGGGCCGCUUGGGCGGGACAGGCGACGGCAAGUUUUAGUCGGGACGCAGCGACAGCGCUCCCCUUCCCCCCUCCACCCCGGCGGAGGUAGGGUCUCUGCGUGUGCCUUCGUGGAGACUCGCUUGGCGCUCGCUGUCACCUGCUGCUGCUGCCGCCGCCGCCGCCCGGAGAACCAAAACAGGCAGAGCGAGCGGCUUCUUUUUCUUUCCCCUCCCGCGCGCGUCCUGCCGGCCGGUGGGGACAGUCACAGACAGGGAGAGCGGGCUGCUCGGUGGGGUCACCCUCCUCCUUCCCCCUCUCCUCAGCCCGCCAUCAAGACUCGCUGGUUGGGCUGGUGGCCGCCCCGUCCAACAGGAGCCUCCCAGAAAUGAGCUACUAAAUGUAGAAGGAAACAGGUCGUUGUAAAAAAUGCCUCUAAGGGACAAGUGCUGUCAGACUGACCACCAUCACCAUGGAUGCUGUGAACCAGUACAUGUGCUGGAGCCUGGAGAUCCUCCUUUAUUGCAGCAACCUCUUCAAACAUCAAAAUCUGGCAUUCAACAAAUUAUUGAAUGUUUUCGAUCAGGAACUAAACAACUUAAACAUAUUUUGCUGAAAGAUGUGGAUACCAUUUUUGAAUGUAAAUUGUGCCGAAGUCUCUUCAGAGGACUACCAAAUUUAAUAACUCAUAAAAAGUUCUAUUGUCCUCCAAGUCUCCGGAUGGAUGACAACUCGCCUGAUGUAAAUGAUAAACAAAGUCAAGCCAUAAGUGAUCUCUUGGAGGCUAUGUAUCCUAGAGUGGACAAGCAAGAUUAUAUAAUCCGUUUGGAACCUAUAGAAACAAACCAGAAUGCUGUGUUUCAAUAUGUGUCAAAGGCUGAUAGCUCAGUUGAGAACAUUGAGAUGAAUGUUGUUGCUGAACCAGCUCCUGUAGAAACACCAGAACCUAUUACAGAACCUCCUAAAGCAGUUCCUAGUCCUUCACAAGCAGAAACUGUAGAGAUUCCUCUUGCUGUUACUAACAAGGUAAUAUUGACUCCAGAAGAACCGACUCCAUCCUCAAAGCCUGAAUUGGAAUACAAUCAUUCCGAUUCUGGUCAUCAAUUAAUUUGUUGUCUCUGUAAAAAAGAAUUUCAUUCCAGACGCAGUGUACGCCGACAUAUUAGAAAAGUACACAAAAAAAAGAUGGAAGAACUGAAGAAAUUUAUUGAAAUUAAAAAAAGGCCAAAUCAGACAUCUGGAAGGGGCCGCAAUAAGAACAUUCUUGUAACAUUGGGUAGGAGUUGUCCUGUAUGCUUUAAAUCUUUUGCUACAAAAGCCAACGUAAGGAGGCAUUUUGAUGAAGUUCAUAGGGGACUGAGGAGGGAUUCCAUAACUCCUGAUAUAGCUACAAAGCCUGGGCAGCCUUUGUCCUUGGAAUCAGCUUCUGCUAAAAAAUCUCUUAAGACCCGAAAACAAAAGGCUUCAAAGGCCGAAUACAACUUAACUGCCUGUAAAUGCCUCUUGUGCAAGAGGAAACUGAGUUCCCAGGUAAUGCUGAAAAGGCAUAUGCAAAUUGUUCACAAGAUAACGCUUUCUACAAAAAAUAGUAAAAGAGAGAAAAAGCCUAAUAAUACAGUUAGCACAGAAGUGAAGGUUAAAAUUGAACCAACAGAAUCUGCAGAAUCUGUGCCUCCCAUCAGUUCUUCACAAAAUGAAUCGAAGGGAACAAAUCAUUCAAAUGAAAGAAAAAAUACAUCAUCUAUUGAGAGAAAGAACACAGUGUCCACUGAAAGAAAGAAUGCAUCAUCCACUGAAAGGAAAAGCAUGUCAUCUACUGAAAGAAAGAACACACCAUCUACAAAGAAAAACAAAGUUAAGCAGAGCACUGAAAAUUCUAAGUCAAGUAAUCAGGCUAUUGCAGGUGGUCCCAAAAAGACCAGGAAGCCAAGACUUUCAGCUGGCUUUGAUUUUAAAAAGCUUUACUGCAAACUCUGUAAACGUCAAUUUACUUCUAAACAAAACUUAACAAAACACAUUGAGUUGCACACAGAUGGAAAUAACAUAUAUGUUAAAUUCUACAGGUGUCCUCUCUGCACUUACGAAACACGGCGGAAGCGUGAUGUCAUAAGACACAUAACUGUAGUACAUAAAAAGUCUUCGCGUUACCUUGGUAAGAUAACUGCAAGUUUAGAAAUCAGAGCAAUAAAAAAACCCAUUGACUGUGUUUUAAAUAAGGUGACAAAAAGGGGCCCUCAGAGGGAUGAAAGUAAACAAAAUGGUUCAAAACAGGAUGUCACUACUAACUCACCAAGCAAAAAGUAUGAAGGAGCUGAUGUUGGCAUUGAAGUACAAGUCACAAAAAAAUUUUCUCUGCACAGAUGCAAUAAAUGUGGGAAAGCAUUUGCUAAAAAGACUUUCCUAGAACAUCAUAAGAAGACUCAUAAGGCAAACGUAUCACAUUCACCUGAAGAAAACAAUAAAACCAAAGGCAGAAGUACAAGAUCUAAAGCUCUUGUCUGGUGAGGAACAACUAGUGCCUUUCUCAAUGUUUGCCUACAUUUUUCAUUGGUACUUCUAGCUCAAACACACCUUUCUUCAUAGAUCUAUGCUGUAGAAGAUAAAAGAAUAUUGCAUUUAUUCUCUUCAGCCAAUUUUUAUAGCAUAAAACAGAGUUUGAUUUCUGAAUCUGUCUUCGUUCAAGACAAUGAACUUAGUACAGUUUAAACUGUACAUGGUUUGUUCCUCGAACUUUAAUAUUCUGUAACAAGUUCUUUUUGGCAUAAUGUGUAGCAGUAGGUGCCAUAGUUCCAAAUGUUUUUAAAAUUAACUUUGCACUUCAUUGGUACUGACCAGCUAGAGGAAAGCCUUGAUGGGCUUGAUAUGGCCUGUGAGUGCUGUGUUAUCUAACUGUGGUUUAGCCUGUUAGCAAAUGUUUUUGGCAUGUAGAGUUUUCACAUAAAUGCUAAUACAAUUACAAUGAUUAUAAAAUUAUGGUAUAUAACUCUAUAGCUAUAUUAAGCUAUAGCUUAGAGUUAACACUUCUGCAUUAAGAUGCCCUUUGACACAAGAUGCCAGUUCCUUUUAGAGAAAAAAAAAUCCUGUUUUCCUGGGUUAGAUUUUUUGGCAUCUGGUCCUUUAUACAUGAGAGUUUUAACCAUAAUGUUUGUUUCCAUAUACCCUGUUUAAAAUUGUGGGGAGGGGAUUAGAUAUUCUACAGUUCCAUUUAUUCUAUGGAAAUUGACUUGUUUGAACAGAAAUAUUUGGCAACCAUCAGUCAAGAAGAGAAUAAUUUUUUAAAUUACUACUAUAUACAAAAGAUUCUUAAUCUCUAAUAAAUGUUUAUUAAGAGUAUAUCUACAUUGAUAAUUGAGACCCAAAGUUCCUGUUAGGUGAAGGUAGCUUCCCAGAGUUAAACCACUUGUGGAUUCUGGUUUUAAUGUGAAAAGAUUAUAUGUAGACAAGCUUCCAGGUGUUUGGAAGCUGCCCUCAGGUUGCUAGAGGGGAGUUGGUGGAAUGUUGUCUUUUGUUUUAAGGCUACAUAAUAAAGAGAUGGGUUAUUAUUACCAAACCCGCAAUCAGUUUAUUGGAAAGAGAAAAAAUUCUUUUGGAUUUUUGUGUGGAAAGCUUUCAUGCUGUCUACAAAUAAAACCCCAUUUUUAAGUUGACUAAAGGUUUUAUUGGUAUUUGUACUUCUCCUUAACAUCAGAUGAUGUGGUAAAAUUUGGAAUUCAAACCACUAUUGUCUUGAAAUAGUGCUAUGAGAGGAAAUAUUUUUAUAAGCUAUUUUCUUACUAAAUGUAUUGAUUGUUCAUAAAAGGUAACGUCUUGUCUGACUUUUCCAACAACAAUUAAACUGCAUUAAAAAUAACACUUUGAAUUAAAAGCCAGCUUUCUUAGUUCAUGUGUUCAGUAGUGCUGGUAACAGGAAAUGAAUGUUUUAAAAAGGAAAUUUUGCAAACACUUUUCAAAGACCUUUUUUUUUUUUUAAAGGAAAUUGGAGCAUGCGUUCCACAGACUUGGCCCCUACUUAAUCCUAAUUUUGCUGAACAGAUUUUCAUAGUGAUAUACUACUAAGUAAACACUUGCUGUGUGAUGUACUUUAAAAUAUUUUUUUACAGAUGAAUGUAUAUGAGCAGUUUCUUAGUAUAAUUUGAAUGAAUUGUAAAUUGAAUUGUAAUAAUUCUAGCAUUUGUGCUAAUUUCAAUUCACAUUUGAAUAAUUUUUGGGAGUAUUAAGUUUGACUGUACUGAACUUGCUGCAAAAAUCCAUAGUAAUUUUGCAUGGUUAGCAUAUUGGACAGUCUUUCAUAUGGAAGUUUACAAGCAAUUCACAUUCCCCUAUUUUAAUUGUUUUUUAAAAAAUUAUACACAAGCACUUUAAUAGAUGCAGUUUAAAAUUUUAGUUAUUUUUUUAAAAGACAGUACACUAAUGUUCAUGUGAAGAUAGUAGAUGGUUUUUGUAGACAAUUCAUAUACAACCAUUUGUUUGUAGUUCCUUAAAUACUGUUUAAAAGGAAGAUAGUACAAGGACAUUUGUUUUGCCCACAAGAUGUUGAAUGACCACUGUAGAUAGCACUUGACUUUCACUGUAAAGUUUAUAAAAUCCUUGCUUAUUGUCUAUUUUAUAAUCAAUUCUAUAGCAAAACAUAGUAUACCUACCAUUACGAAUUUUUUGGCAGGUUUCUGCGCUUUUUUAAUUUUUAGAAAAUGUUUUAGUGAUUUGUGUCAAAUUGCCAUAGUUUAAAAGAUGAUGGAUUAGAUCCAGAGUUCCUGUGAACAGGAUUCGGCUCACAGGAAUUCCCUACUGGAGGAAGGGUGGUGAGGAGAUUUUCACUGAUUACUCCUUCUCCCUUAAAAGCUACUUUGGAGAAUUGGGGACCUCUCCCCUGAACAAUGUGGGAGGUGGCAUGGAGGGCUUCAGAGGGAACAGGAAUUGUCUAAAAUCACUCCCCCCUUUGUCUAGUUGGCGCCUCCACUGGAUCUCAGUCCCUUCCAUGAAUGGAAGGAGCCCUUCUGUUCAUGAAAGGGGCACUCUGGAUCCAACCUGAUGUACAACUGAAGAAAUGCCAUUUUUAAAUAUUGGUUGACUCCCUUGCUUAGGGAAUGCAUUGUGUCCAUAUAAACUUUUUUGUAUAAAAUAUAUCUAAAAUGUUGAUCAUAAAUAAAAUAUUCUUUUAUGGAUAAGUAAGUGUUUGGCCUUUUAGUGCAUUGCACUAAAAAAACUGUGAAUGGGAAAUAGACUGUAACUGUUGCUGGAAAUGUUCUGUGUUGAAUAUACUUGGUCUUGGAUAAAUGUACUUUAUUUGGAAAUAAAGCAGACUGGAAGUUA
Molecule: messenger RNA, 5425 nt
Organism: Rhineura floridana
Lineage: Eukaryota; Metazoa; Chordata; Lepidosauria; Squamata; Rhineuridae
Gene: ZNF800
Product: zinc finger protein 800
Exons: 5
Coding region: 545-2620 (691 amino acids)
Source: RefSeq, a predicted model, not a curated record